GCAUCGUUUGAAAAAAGCUUUAAAAAAAGGCUCCUUAAUACAGGUUAUAAUUUCUGUAGUAAUCAUUUAAUUUUCAUAUGACCGAAGAUCUUCAAUAUCUAAUUUGUUCAUGAAUUUCUCCAAAAACUGUAAUUUAGCGUGGGACUAAAAUACGUUUACUUCAAGUCUUAUAACCAUCUAUUUUUAGCAUGUUAGUUGUAUACUUCGUAUCUAUUAUGGCAGCCAGGGUGUGCCAUAGCCCAUGUCCCCUUCAACCCACAAAUAAAAUAAAAUAAAAGUACGUUUUUAUUGCACGCAAAAAGGCCUAUCAAACCAAGUAAUUUAUACGCCAUCAGCCAUACUGUUGACGUCAUAGUAGAAUAAUUGAUCUCGCAAAACUAACACCAAUAUCGACUCUAUGGGCUCGCAAAAAAGUAUAUAAUCUUUCGUAUUUCUUAAACAAAAGUAGAAUCUUUACGCGUCAGACCACACAUAUUGCAACUAUCUCUUUCAUGCGUGCCUUUUUUUCCCGUUAACUGAAGUGAGAUAAAGAUAACAUUCCCUCGCGUACUCAAGCGCUGACGGAUAUUUGGGGUCAUAGAACGUGUUUAAAUUUCGAAACUAGUUCCGUCCAAUACGAUGCCUUUGAAUUCAGAACGUCGCCAUUGGUUAGGGUGGCCUGUACUAAAAACGCGCGCGUCAUCGAAAAAUCGAUAAAACUGUCGUGUUUUUCUUAGACGGUGCGGUCAAAUCAUCGUAUUGUUUGGGUUUCCUGUGAGUUUAGUGGUACGGGGUGUCGGAGCGGCUUGAUAGGCGCUUUAUGUUAUUCGUGCAGCUAUUUUGUGAGACAACAUGUCGGACAGAACGUUCAUGUAGUUUUAAUUUCAUUUAAACACGAUUUCUUUAAGAUAAGUGUGUUGUGGAUGUGCCCAUAGCUGCCAAACAUCAAUGAUGCAGCAACAAAUGUGUCAGCCGGACCAAAUGGGCCAACCACAACAGCAGCAGGUGAUGCUGUGCCCCGUCCGACUUGUCUACGAAACGCAGAUCCUAGUACAACCAGGCGAACAGAUCCAACCGAAUCAAACACUCUUCAUAAAUCCACAAAACCCACCGCCAUGGAUACAGAACCAGGUCCGGCCCCAAAACCAGGUCAUAUACAUGCAGCAGAUGCCGAGCAACAUGAUGUCUUCCGUCCCUCAGCACAUGGACCAAAAUCAGAUGUACCUGCAGAAUCUGCAGGGCUACUACCCGCAGCAAAUGAUACAGAUGGACCCUAGACAAAUGCCCAAUGUCGUCCAAAUGAUGCCAAAUAUCGGACAAAUUACUGGGCAAAACGUAAAUCUAGGUCAAAAUGUAAUAAAUGUAGGCCAAAACGUUAGUAAUAUUGCUCCAAAUGUAAUAAAUACAAGUCAGAACGUAAUGUCAAUAGGUAAUGUUGUACAAAAUGUACAGAAACCUGCUAAUGUUGGUGUUAAUAUUGCUCAAAACCAAAAUAUGGGUAAUAUAGUUAGCAAUGAUAGGGUUUACAAUAGUAAUAUGCAGAAUACGAUUCCAAUGGCAAACCAAAAUACAAUGACGAAUGUUACCCAAGUACAAGAUCGGACAGGUAAUAUGAAUCAGAAUUUAGUGAAUAUGCAGAAAGUCGCAGAACUACAAGGGAUGAGACAACAAAAUUUGAGACAACCACAAGUCACUGUGUCUCCGAUGCAGACAAAGUAUGCUUCUAAUACUGUUGAUAUUAGACCAAUAGCUCAACAAAAUGUUGGUGAUAUCAGAGUAGUAAACAGUCCGAGACCGAUGAAUAUUACUAGCAAUAUACCAAAUAAUGUUAUGCAAGCAAACGCAUUAAACAAAAAAGUUCCUAUACCAAGCAACCCAAUUCCACCUGUCGUGGCAAAUCCAAUCAGGCAUUAUAAUCAGUACUACAGACACAUCCAGCCCAAACCAAUGAGUGUAACGCCAAUGCAAAAUCAAUACAUGCCGAGCGGUACCCAGACUAUAACUAGGCCAAACCAAAGUCUUAACGACGUAAAUAGGAAAAGAAAAAGCGAAUCACCCGACGAAACUAAAAGGAAAAUACCUAAUAAUCAGACCGUAAGCGUGCUAGAAACCGCAAAUGGAACAACUAUUAGUUAUAUACCCACCCCUGUUAGAGACUUUAAGCUAGUAUCAAGGAAUGUCGAAACAGCAUCUACCGGAACGCAAGCCAAUAUCGCCAAGGAAAAGUCUCAACUUGUUGAUAUGAAAGUAAUACCACCGACUAAAAAUAAUAAUGUUCAAAUCGAAAGCGACAAGUUAGUUAGAAACACAGUUUUUACUCAAGCAGCUCAAGCUCUUAAUAGACCUCUAAUAAGAACUGAACCCCAACCGGUGCAACCGGACGUUGUUAUACGUAUAGAAAAAUUACAUUCUCCAACAAAAAUUACACCUAUGGAACCCAUGACGUUUGUAACAUCAGAGGGCAGCACGGAACCAGUUAAACCAGAAACAUCAAAACCAAAUACAGAAAUGAUGAAAAUAGAAACAGGUAAUACAAAUCCUGAAUUGGCAAAAAUGGACACGUCGAAACCAAGUAUAGAAUUAUUAAAACUAGAACCAACAACAUCGGUUAAAGAACCAUUAGUAAUAAAUACACCAGCACAAAGUUGUAUACCUUUAGUAUUCAAUGCAUCAUUAGAUGAACGAAAACCAAAUACCAACAAGUCACCACAACCAAGUAAACCAGAAAUUAAAUUAAAAAUAGAAUCAAGAGCAAGUGCAGAAUCAUUAGAAAUGGCCACAAGUAGAACUCCAGAACCUAAAACACCAAAACUAAGUACAGUACCACCGAAAAUAGAAACAAUCACAAAGCCAGAACAAAUUAAAGAAAAACCCAAAACAGCAACACCUAAAACAAUUACAAAGCGAAAAGAAGUUAUAAAACCUGGUAAAGUUAAAAAAGAAGAAACUCCCAAAUCGAAACCGAAUAUUAAAGAAGAAAAAACGGAAGUAACUAAAUCUGAAUUAGAAACAAAACCUGCUAAAGUAGAAGCUAAAGAGGUUAAAGAAGUAAAUAGAAAAUUCACAGUUACUUCAAUAAACGAUUUUAAAGGAAGCGAGCUGCAGAUAGCCAAUGGUAGUGUGCGGAAAGAAGAUACUGAUCAUUACAUAUUAACGCAUGUUUUAGAUGGAUACGUCAUACAAGAGUCUAAUACAGCUUUCCCUAUCCGGAAACCGCUGAAAGAGAAAAUAAUUUACCAAAACGCAGAUCUAUCAUUAGAACCAAAGAAAGAAGAAACAUAUAAGCACAGGACAGAAGAUGGGAAGCUUAUAAAAGAUAAUAGUAAAAUACUGAGCAUUUCAGAUUUAAACCUGAACGAAGAUGAGGCGAUAGAAAGUGAGGCUGAAACUGUAAAUAGUAAAGAGGAAACGGAAAAAAAUGAAGAUACUAAAACUUGUGAAAGUGAAGAAAAAUGCGAAGAAGAUUCGGAUCAACCUUUUGCGAAUCUAACACCAGCUACAAUCAAGUCUUGGACGGUCGAUCAACUCGCGUCGCAUCUGUCAAAAUACAACUGGGCAGAGACAAUCUCAGUGUUGUCAGAGCACGAGAUCGACGGGGAAUCCUUGUUUUUGGUCAACAAGCAACAGCUGGUGCAGAUCGGAGUCAGUGAAACGCACGCAGAUGUUAUAUGCGAGUUUAUGAAGAACAGUUAAAUUAUAGAAAUUGUGUAUACAAUAAUUAUAGUAAGAUAUCGUAUUAACUAUGAGUAUGCGUGAAGUGCGUGUGAAACAACGGGACAUUUGUGAACUCUUAUGAGAUAUCUUCAUACUAUUUGACAGCUGUCAAUUGUCAGAUAAAUAAUGUGAUUAUUGCCCGCCAGAAAUGCGCCACAGUCAUGCACAAAGUGAGUAUAGUCCAAACAUGAGCUCCCUGCAUUUACUUAGGUAUAUUUAAGGAAUAAGAAUGGGGCCAGUACAGUCAAGUCUGAAAAUAUCGGUUCAAAAAAUGUGCCAAUAAUAUGUAUAACUACCUUAAUAUAUGGGCAAUAAAGUCGUGUAUACAUAUUUUUGGCACAUUUUUGUACCGAUAUUUUUAGACGUGACUGUACAGCGGUGUCACGCACACCAAUGGUUGCAACUAGUUGGUGUCACACUGAACUAGCACCAUUCCUAGUGCCCGUGAGGCCCGUUCUUAGAUAUAUGUCAAUGGCUCCGUGCAUUUUAUAAAAGUAAAAAGAAAUUAAUAGAAUAUCCUCGGAGCUCGUGAGCUGGCAAGAUUAAUAUAUACAUUCGCAAAGUAUUAUUCGUGAAAAAGGGGGAUCCACUGAGUUAGAGUGAUUUUAACCGUAAUUUGAAAGUGACACCCUGCAUUGGAUUGUGGAGUCUUGGGAUAAGUAGAUAGAUAAAAAAUUAUAGCAUUUUUUAAUCUUGACUUGUACAGGGUGAUUUAACCCUGUCCAUCCACUAAAAAGGGUAUACUUUAUGUGUGAAAUAUAUCGGGAAUCUGUUGUGCCAGUACCAGAUAAAACUAAUAAGGGAUUUUUAUGUCUAAGCUACAAACAGUUUUUUCAACUUUGUAUAGGUAAUUGUUGUGACUUGUAUAUUUUGAGUACCUAAAGCAACUAUUGCCAAAGUGGUUUAAAGUGACCCAAAUAAAAUUCUGAAUUCUCUCUAUUCUCUAUCUGCUACUUUCUGCUAUUUUAUACCCAAUUUUAAUUGUCUGUAAUUUUUGCAUCCCAUGUAAAUAUUACCUAUGUCUGUAUCAUCGCGUAUAACAGCCGUUAGAAAACUUUUUUACCGUAUUCUCAAGAAACAAAUUCUAAAUUCAAACUAGUUUUCAAUGGCCGUUAUGCGUUGUGGGGCCAGAGGUUCCACGACCAUCAAAAUCAUAAUUUCGUUUUCUGUCUAUAUCACUCUUGCAUGUUCGAGCAAUAGCGAGGCAAAUAACGAAAUUUCGAUUUAGAAAUUGGAGUCUUGUGUUACGACUAUUUUGCUAGUGCUGUGAAAUAUACAUCAUCAUAAGUAGGUACUUCUAGCCAAAUAAGUGGAAUAAUCGAAUGAGCGACUGUGAUCUUAGUAUUUUACUAAAUUUCAAUUUAUAGCCUGGCCAAACAUUUGUGACGUUCCAUGCGAAAGUGCGUUCCUUUACUCAUCAAUGUCAUGUCAUGUUAUUAAAGGUUAAAUUUAAUAAAUCUGCGCGUCAUCAUGGAUGGCACGAACUAUACCUACAAACUACUAGCUGUAUGUCCCUGUGUGAUUUGUUGUAUCUAUGUACCUCUUAACUACUAUGGGUUGUUAUUCGCUAAUCAAAUAACAACCUUGAAAUUGUAAAUUUAGAAUCAAAUUUUGACUGAUCCGAUAUCGAGUGGAUGAGAACUUGAGAAGCGAGGCCUGCGAGGGGUUAUAACAAAAUAAGUUAUUUUUGUGUAGAUUCGUUGAAAAAACUGGCCUUAAUGUUUUGCUCAUCUUAUAAUAUCUGUCGUUUUAUUUAUAAUUUACAUGACUAAAUAGUUAUAAGUAUCUAAAAUCUAUUUUUUAUAUUCUUGUGGUUUAAAUACUUGGUCCUAUUACAUUGUUACCGUUAUAGUGACAUUGGUGACCUAUUUUAAAAGCUGUAUGUAUUUAAAAAAAUAAUUUCAUAUCUAGCCCUAAUUUCAAAAAUAAAACAUUUCGGUUCGUUGCUCCGAAUCCUCAAAGUAAUUCAAUUUGUAUGUGAUUAGGGGAGAUUUAGUCCCGCACAGUGUAGCAUUAGCGGACAAUCAGGCUUAUUCGCUAUCAUUCUUGAUGAGAUGAUCGCUAUGAAAUAUUUUGCUGACUGUACUUAAAUAUAAUUUAUAAAUGUCACUUUUGGCAAGUGCCAAUAUCAAUUCUAAGUUUUUCAUAUGAGAAAAUUCUCACAGUAAAAAAAAAACAAAGAUUGGAUAAAAUAAAACGUAAAUUGUUAUAUUUGUCUAUUUAGUGUAUUUUUAUAAUCUAUAAUCCUACACUUUUAAGUUGUAACGCGUAUUAAAAUGACAGAUAUCACAUUUAAACCGUCGGUGACUGAAAAAAAAUAUGACAAUGUGUCAAUAAUGUCUGCAUCGAAUGAUAUUAACUGAAAAUCUACAAGUUACAAUUUUAAAAUAGAUAAUUGGCAACACUGGUGUCAUUUCCUUUCGUCAUUGUUCGAUGUUGCCGGCUAACACUUGUAAAUGUGUAACUUGUUACUUUAGGAGAAGGUCAGACUUGUAAAUUUGUAUCUUGUUACUUUAGGAGAAGGUCAGACUUGUAAAUUUGUAACUUGUAACUUUAGGAGAAGGUCAGAAGAAGAUCGUAGAGUGAACGAAAAAGUAUUUGUAUUUAAUAUUAAAACAUUGUAAAUAAGAAAUUUUAUACGUGAGAUGAAGGGAUAAGGCUGCAAUGUAAUUUAUAACUUAGAAUAUUAUUUUGUACACAACCUUUGUAAAAUAUUAUGAAGAGAAAAAAUAAAAAAUUAAAUAAUUAAUGUACCAA
Cydia pomonella (codling moth) is the source of this 6450-nucleotide messenger RNA. Its product is annotated as titin homolog. NCBI's taxonomy places the organism in Eukaryota, Metazoa, Arthropoda, Insecta, Lepidoptera, Tortricidae. The transcript is spliced from 7 exons. The record is from RefSeq and is a predicted model, not a curated record. Bases 928 to 3672 code for a protein of 914 amino acids.